UCAAAUUUGGGGUCACAAAACGGGUCGAUUCUAAACCCCCAAAUCGAAUCUCGUCUUCACCUUUCUUCGGACAGGCGCUCUAUCCGCUCACUACCUUGCAGGAUGGCGGCGUCAGCAAUGGCAGCUCCGCUGAAUCUGCCAAUCGCAUCACCUCGUUACCGAGUUUCUUCCUUCAUUCUCUUUCCUCAGAGAAAUUUAUCUUCGAAAUCUGUGGUUUCAGCUUUGUCGGGCUCCUAUGGAGAUUCUCCUCCACUAGGUAUUGUUUAUGGGUCUUCUAGUAAAACAAGCAGGUCGCCGCUAAAGCUUGACCAGAAUGAUCUCUAUUCCAAUCCGAGCAACAGUGUCAUAGAAGCUAGAAAGAGUAAUCCACCAAUCAUGCCAGCAGUGAUGACUCCUGCUGGACCUUUGGAUCUUUCCGCAGUUCUGUUCAGAAAUCGUAUAAUCUUCAUCGGUCAGUUUAUUAAUUCAGAGGUAGCUCAGAGAGUCAUAUCACAACUAGUAACUUUGGCGACAAUUGAUGAAGAUUCAGAUAUUUUGAUGUAUCUUAAUUGCCCAGGCGGGAGUAUUUAUUCUAUCAUGGCGAUAUUUGACUGCAUGUCAUGGAUAAAGCCCAAGGUUGGUACCGUAUGUUUUGGAAUGGUAGCUAGCCAUGCUUCACUUCUUCUUGCUGGCGGAGAAAAAGGUAUGCGGUGUGCCAUGCCAAAUACCCGUAUUAUGCUCCAUCCACCCCAAGGUUCGGCUGGGGGUAUUGUCGAUGAUGUAGUGCCCGCAGUAAAUGAAGUACUUCAAUUCCGUAAUAAACUCGAUAAAAUGUAUUCUGCCUUAACCGGCCAACCUGUGGAGAAAGUAAAAUCCUACACAAACAGAGACACGUUCUUUUCUGCGGGAGAGGCCAUGGAUUUUGGUCUCAUUGAUGGAAUUUUGGAAACCCAAUACUAAAUUAAGAGGCAUGGUCGAACUCAACUGGAUACAUCCGUCUUAUGAUGUUCCAAAUAUUAUGUAGCCCUCAUAACAUGAUGUGCAAUCAAAAUUUAAUUUAAGUUGGUUACUUAUCCAGGCCUUGUCGUGUUCGAAUUUACCAUAGCUCUAGCAUAGGAAAUUCGUUGGCCGAUAAAUGUAAUUAAACCUUUGGACCUUCCUUGACCAGAAAGCUUUUAAAGUGAAAUUUAAUUGCUGUGUAAUCGCUUAUCGUAUGCCCCAUUUGCUAUCAUAUUGAAACCUUUGGUAUAAAUUCUUGCUGGGAAUUUUUAGAUUUUGACUGAUGACAUUCAGUUUGGUUCUUCUAAAUUAUUGGAUCAACAAUGAUUCAACACUAUCAGGGUUUUGAUUGGAU
Striga asiatica is the source of this 1333-nucleotide messenger RNA. Lineage: Eukaryota; Viridiplantae; Streptophyta; Magnoliopsida; Lamiales; Orobanchaceae. The record is from the annotation of a GenBank genome assembly.